CCAAAACCCCGUCUCCUAAUCUUCAAGUCACAACGGCGAUAUCCGGCCCCCACUCCCACCCCAUUGGCGGGUACGAUCACUAUUCUGCAAUGAAUCCAGCACCUCCAGACAUGUACUAUCCACCGCAGCACAUGUCUGCAGGUCCGGCGCCGCAGACGCAGCCUGUAACGUCGAAUGCGUUGCCCCAAUAUGCCCACCAGCAGCCCACAUUGUUACAGCCAGGUCCUGCGCAGUAUCCUCCCCCAUACCAAUACGGGUACGCGAAUGGGUUGACAUCCCCCCAAUCUGCGCCGCCAGCCGUAACUGGCUCUAUGGGCGCUCAGAAUGUCCUGCCUCUCCCCGGAGUCUCGAACCAGGGAGGUAUACAGAAUCAAUACCAAGGGUUCGACACUACAGGUCAAAUUGCCCCACCCGGAAUGAAGCCGCGGGUUACUGCCACCCUGUGGGAAGACGAGGGAAGCCUCUGCUUCCAGGUUGAGGCCAGGGGUAUCUGUGUGGCCCGUCGUGAAGACAACCACAUGAUCAACGGGACAAAGCUACUUAACGUAGCCGGGAUGACCCGCGGCAGGCGGGAUGGUAUCCUGAAAAGUGAAAAGGUGCGCCACGUAGUCAAGAUCGGGCCAAUGCAUCUCAAGGGGGUGUGGAUUCCCUUUGAGAGAGCACUUGAUUUUGCCAAUAAAGAGAAGAUCACGGAGCUCCUGUAUCCUCUCUUCGUCCAUAACAUCGGCGCACUACUGUACCACCCUACCAACCAGAACCGGACCAAUCAGGUCAUGGCUGCUGCGGAACGCCGGAAGCAGGAGCAAAAUCAGAUGCGGAAUGGCCCUGGCCCAGCGCCCCCGGGCGGUGUACUGCCCUCGAUACAGCAGCACCACCACCACAUGGGUCUACCUGGCCCCCAGCCAUCGCUCCCGUCACAUAACAGUGCCGGGCGGCCGUCGCUUGACAGGGCCCACACGUUCCCGACGCCGCCUACCAGUGCCUCAAGUGUUAUAGGGGGUAUGGGGGCGUCAGAUAGCUUCCAAUGGGGCCAGCAAGGGAUGAGCGGUGGUCAGGGCGCCAAUCCCAUGUCCAUCGACACAGGUCUCAGCAACGCUGCGCGCUCAAUGCCUGCUACGCCGGCGACUACUCCUCCCGGGAACUCGCUGCAGAGUAUGCAGCCCUACUCGCAGGGUAGUCAGCCUUAUGACAGCUCUCGAGGUGUCUACAAUGGCCAAGCGGCUCAGCAGUCGCCCUACCCUCCCUCAAAUAAUAGUCCGCAAGAGAGGAGUCUCUAUAGCCAGAGCGGAUCGUACAUGAAGAGCGAGAUGGGUCCUCCGUCCGGACGUCCCGCGGGUUCUGGACCGAGCGAGUCAAACGACGUCAAGCCACCAAACGGCUUGUUGCAACAUGGGGAUGGCGUAUCCCAUCCGUCCGGAGAGGACGAGGCCGAGCACGAGGCCGAAUAUACCCACGACAGCGGAGGUUAUGAUACUAACAGAACAGCAUACAAUUAUAACGCCCCGCCCGUCGCUACAUUACCUGGCGAGCAUCAGCACAUGCCAGAAAUGACGGGAUCUCCCAGCCAUCAGGCAGGGUCUGGCCGCGCGACUCCUAGAACGGCUGCGCCUCCCCAACCCUACUACACACAACAAGCUGGGUACAGCACACCGCCACGGGUGGUGCCGCCGUCUAGUAGCCUGUAUAAUGUAAUGAGUGGCGACCGAACAUCCACCAAUGGCGCACCGGCGACGGAUGUGUAUAGCUCACAAGCUGACAUGGGCGGCCCCAUGCAAAAUGGUUACGCCCCCCAACCCGUCAUGAAUGGUGCGCCGGGUUCCUUGAAGCGGGGUCGCGACGACGAAGACGACCUCCCCCGUCCUUCGAGCGGCAGUUUAGACCUGAAGCGUCGAAAAACCGUAAUGGAUGGCCCCAUCUCUGCUUCCGGCUACGAUGCGAUGAGCCGCCCUACUUCCGCAGUGGCCCGCCGACGAUAACGUCGAACUAGGCGGCCGUUCGAUGCUAUAGCAGUGUCCUUCUCACAUUAAUUCUGGCGUUGUGGCACCGUGCGAAAAUUGGUCCAUCAGGUCGAAUCAUUUUCGCGCGUAGAACACAACGCUAACCACGAAAAUACGCCCCUUGCCAUUCCCUUCGGACUCCCUUGUAUUCUCUGCGGCGAUUCAUCAUCGGCAUGUUUGGGCCACUCCAGAAGA
Durotheca rogersii is the source of this 2192-nucleotide messenger RNA. Its product is annotated as apses-domain-containing protein. Gene Ontology annotation, biological process: positive regulation of transcription by RNA polymerase II. The coding region runs from base 90 to 1976 and encodes 628 amino acids. Gene Ontology annotation, molecular function: sequence-specific DNA binding; DNA-binding transcription factor activity. The transcript has 3 exons. Lineage: Eukaryota; Fungi; Ascomycota; Sordariomycetes; Xylariales; Xylariaceae. The record is from RefSeq and is a predicted model, not a curated record. Gene Ontology annotation, cellular component: nucleus.